AUGUCGAGCAUCCCAGUAAAGGAGAACGGCGGAGUGUCAUUUCCCUAUCCGAUGCUAAGUCCUCACAAUUAUACUGUGUGGGCAAUAAAGACAGAGGCGAUCCUUGAUGCCCAGGGAGUCUGGGAGGCGGUGGAGCCAGCGGAAGGAGCCCAGGUGGAUGCAAAGAAGGACAAAAAGGCACGUGCAUAUAUCCUGCAGUGUGUCCCCGAAGACAUCAUUCUCCAGAUCGCAACAAAAAAGACGGCGAAGGAAGUCUGGGACAGCCUCAAGACGAGGUACCUUGGUAGUGAUCGGGUGAAGAAGGCACGUGUACAAACAUUGAAGAGCGAGUUCGACGCUCUCCGGAUGAAAGAGACCGAAACGAUUGAUGAGUUUGCUGGCAAACUCAGUGCCCUAAGCAGCAAGUUCUCCACCCUUGGUGUCACGCUUGAAGAUUCCUCGUUGGUAAAAAAAUUGCUCGAUUCUGUCCCUGAUAAAUUCUUUCCUAUUGUUGCUGGUAUUGAGCAAUUCUACGACCUUGAGUCUAUACCAUUUGAGGAGGCUAUAGGGCGACUGAAGGCGUACGAAGAACGAACGCUACCACUACGCAGCAACACCAACGACACUGAAGGUGAGCUCCUAUUAACCCAUGCCGAAUGGCAAAUGCGACAGAAGGGGAGCAACGUGGACACUUCGUCAGGAGGAAAGGGGUGUGGGUCCAGCAGCCCUAGUCGUGGCAAAUGGCGUGGACGUGGGCGAGGGUGCGGUCGUGGUCGUGGUCGUGGUACGCAACGCCAAGACAGUGCAGGAGGGACUAGCGGCAACAACAGUGGCUAG
Zingiber officinale is the source of this 816-nucleotide messenger RNA. RefSeq lists its product as uncharacterized. Bases 1 to 816 code for a protein of 271 amino acids. The transcript has a single exon. Lineage: Eukaryota; Viridiplantae; Streptophyta; Magnoliopsida; Zingiberales; Zingiberaceae. The record is from RefSeq and is a predicted model, not a curated record.